AUGAUUGUAGGCAGUGAUAAGGAAAAGACAGAUGCGCUGAAAAAGUUGAUCUACAUGAUACAAAAUGGCGAAAAAGUUGGGCAAGGGAUGCUUAUGUAUGUCAUCAGAUUUCUCCUUCCCUCUAGCGAUCACACAUUGAAGAAGACCUUGCUGAUUUUUUGGGAAGUCGUGCCAAAGACUAAUGCUCAAGGAAAACUACUCCAAGAAAUGAUUCUUGUUUGCGACGCUUAUAGGAAAGACCUUCAACAUCCUAAUGAGUUUGUCCGAGGUUCGACCCUCAGAUUCUUAUGUAAGCUGAAAGAGCCUGAGUUGCUGGAGCCACUAAUGCCUUCGAUAAUUGGAUGUCUGGAGCACCGCCAUUCUUAUGUGCGUAGAAAUGCUGUCUGUGCCAUCUUCACCAUCUACCGCAAUUUCGAAUUCCUCAUUCCCGAUGCCCCUGAAUUGGUGUCGAAUUUUUUGGAAGGCGAGCAAGACGCUUCAUGUAAACGAAAUGCAUUCAUGAUGCUCUUGCACGUAGAUCAAGCUCGUGCCCUUGAUUACUUAUCCGGUUGUAUCGACCAAGUUGCACAGUUCGGCGACAUCUUGCAAUUGAUCAUUGUGGAACUUAUAUACAAGGUAAGUGAAAUUUGUACCUGGCUCAGGCUCAAAGGAGCAGAGCUUACCCUUCCUUUUUCAUCCACUUUUCUUUGUCUAGCCAAAUUUUACUCAGCUGUCUCUCUCUCGAUGUAA
Molecule: messenger RNA, 729 nt
Organism: Haemonchus placei
Lineage: Eukaryota; Metazoa; Nematoda; Chromadorea; Rhabditida; Trichostrongylidae
Source: the annotation of a GenBank genome assembly